AUGGCCAUCGCAAUGGGCCAUGCCAUGGAACCUGGGCAGUACGAAGGCAUGAUCGCUAAAGCGCAAGGUGGGUCGGCGACCUCUGCAGCAGAGCUCCUCCAGUUUAUGAGAACACACAAAAUCCACCAGCCCGAGCUCGUUUUGCUCCACGGUGCUCGGCUCUUGAAGGGGAGCGUGCGAUCGCUGGGCAACGAAGUUUGGACCGUGAUGGAGCAGACGUUUCUCGCAGCUGCCGAGCUCGGUUGCGACCAAUGGCGGGACUACUGCCUGAAAGAGUUGACCAAGAAGUUUCCCUCUUCCUUGCGGGUAGAGCGUUUGAAAGGUAUUGAGAAGGAAAGCUUGGCAGACUGGAAGGAGGCCGAGAAGAUCUAUCAGAAGAUCCUGGCCGCUAAGCCUGAGGAUACUGUGACUCACAAGCGCCUCAUCGCUAUGUACAAGCAGAGCGGCAAAGUCCCUGAGGCCAUCGAGUCGAUCAACACUUACCUCGAGACCUUCAGCACGGACUCCGAGGUGUGGCAUGAGCUCGGCGAGCUCUAUGUCGAGUCCGGAAUGCUGCAGCGUGCAGUGUUCUGUUUCGAAGAGCUCAUUGUCCACAAUCCCCGGUCAAUGUACAACAUCCUGACAUAUGCAGAGCUGCUUUACUCCACCGGAGACCUCGAGACCAGCAGGAAGUAUUUCAGCUUAGCGGCAUAUCUUGACGGUGCAAAUCUUCGCGCCCUUUGGGGGCUGGUCGCAUGCAAUAUGGCGCUGAUGGAAAAGGACAAGACACGCGAGAAGUCCAAGCAGCUUCAGGAGCUGCAGAAGUUCACCGUGCAAAGGCUACGAGCAGCGUACAAAGACUUCGGCAACCACGGUAUGCAUGGCAAAGCUGCGCUGAACCUUCUGGCUGCCGCGGCGCCGGUUGCGAGUUGA
This is a messenger RNA of Symbiodinium sp. CCMP2592, 912 nucleotides long. The record is from the annotation of a GenBank genome assembly. NCBI's taxonomy places the organism in Eukaryota, Dinophyceae, Suessiales, Symbiodiniaceae.